AUGAUCAGCAGAAAGCUCGCUAUAGUAGAAAAAAAUGAUGUAUAUUUUAAAGCUGGCCUCAUAAAAAGCUUUGGUAGCAAGUACGGAUUACACAUCAUUAUCUUGGUUUCUUUGGGUCUUGUAGUUGGUACACUUGCAGCUAUGAGGUAUAGAAGAAGAGUGGAGGAAAAUAAAGCUAUAUUAACUAAGGCGCCAAAAGUCGAUGCAGUACAGCAAGAAGCCGUAGAAAAUAGAGUCCAUGACCAGCGCAACUCUUAUGUGAGUAGCCCUUAUGGAAUAAAUAGAGAUUAUAUGUUAGACACGCACAGUUUAGCAUAUAGAAAGCCAGAAUUAUCCCAAGCAGAAGAGCACUUUGAGAGACCAAUUAUUACAGAGCAAGAAUGGGCUGAAGCCAUAAAGAAUAUAACCCUAACGGAUUAUAUGGACAACGAGGCUGAGCCUUUGAUAUUAGUGGAAGAUAUAGAUAGUGAUUCAUUUGGCGAGUUUGUAACUGCGCAAAAUCCCAUAGACGUACCAGCAGAAGAAAAGAUAGACUUUUCUGCCAAGCCAGAUCAAGAGCCCAUUGCAGAACCACCACAUGUGAAUGAUGUGUCUGAGACUGAGAAUGCACACAAUGAAGUGGCUGACAUAAAGAUAGACGAGAAAGCAGUGGAAUCUAGCAGUAUGCACUCUAUGGUAUCAGAGUUAGGCAAUGAUACAUUGGAUAGGCUGCCGGCUUGUACCCCAAAUGAUACAAAAAAUGAUUCUGCAUACCUUGAAGAGUCUGAAGAAUCCACAAGCAGACACUCUGAUAGCCUUCAAAAUGAACCUUCUGCCAAAAAACCAGACACAGCAAAAGUUGAAGAACCUCAAGAGACUAAGAACUCUGUAGAGAGCGAGAAGAAUACACCAAGCUCUAGCAAUGUAAGCACACAGUAA
Nematocida ausubeli is the source of this 918-nucleotide messenger RNA. RefSeq lists its product as uncharacterized. The record is from RefSeq and is a predicted model, not a curated record. The transcript has a single exon. The coding region runs from base 1 to 918 and encodes 305 amino acids. NCBI's taxonomy places the organism in Eukaryota, Fungi, Microsporidia.